CAGCCGCAGUGAUCAUCAACUCGCGAAGGCUCUGCGUUGAUUUGACAAAACACAGUUCGAACCGGUGGUAAACGUUCUCAAACAACGCCUUCUCCUUUUGUUGCGCGAAGAGGAAGUUCGGAACUUCAACGAACAGUUUCCGAAUGAAUAGAACAACAACGUUGGCACGUCUAUAACAUAAGCAGGCCGAGAUCGUUGCUUGGAUGGCGAUGACGACGUGAAGAGAGGGGCAGCACAAUGGAGGAUUUCCGGCAGACGUACUUACGCCUGUGCGAGGAGAGAGGCGUGGAGCCCCAAGAGAGCGUGAUGGCGAAACUGCAGGAAUGCAGGGCUUCCCGCCUGGAUGUGAGUGGGCUGAGUCUGUCCGCAGAUACCUGCACACUGCUCGCCCGCGCUUUUCAAAAAGACACUCGCUUCUCGGAGGCGUCGCUCAGUGACUGCAUGCUCGGUGACGAAGGUGCCAAAGUUUUCCUGACUGGUCUUUUUUACAAUACAACCCUUAAAGUCUUGAAUCUAAAGGGAAAUAACUUGAAAUCAGCAGGGGCCGAGGUGUUGGGAAAGUUGUUGGCACGUAACAAUACGCUGACCCGGUUAGUGCUCGACUGGAAUGCACUGGGAGUGUGGGAUGAAGCCUUCCCUAUCUUUUGCGAGGGUUUGGGCUCCAACAGCGGGCUUACGCAUCUCGACCUGCGUAACAAUCAGAUCAACCACCGUGGGAUGUCGGCGCUCGCUCAGACUCUUAAACGCAACAGCAGCCUGAAAGUACUCGUGUUGACAGAUCUGAGGUGGAACAACAUCGGGCUCCUGGGCGGCAGGUGUCUCCUCGAGGCUUUGCAAAGCAACCACAAUGUUGAGCAAUUGGAGCUGGCAGGGAACAACAUACCCAGCGACACACUCAAAGCGCUCGAGCAUAUUGUAGGACGCAACACAGAUCGACAAUCCACCUUGAGGGAAAGCCACAGCAGAACCCAGGUCCUCACCAAAGAGAUUCUGAACUUGAAGCAGGAGAAGGGGCGUCAGUUCCAAAACUUGAUGGUGACCAUCGACAGGCAGAGGGAGGAGAUGGGACAGUCGAGUCGGUGCACUUCCAUACAUAUCAGCCAACUCCAGGAAGCUUUAAAUGAGAGGAAGUCGGCCGUCAAAUCGCUCACUGCCAAGUGGCAGAUGACGGAGGCCGCCCUUGCGCUCUCCGAACAGAAAAACCACAGCCUGGCUGAGCUGAUAGCAAGACUCAAGGUCGACAAGGAGCAACACACGGAGGCGCGCAGCAGGGAAAAGAAAAAAGAACACGAGGACAGCGUUUCCAGAGAAGGAAAGCUUCUCCGAGAGAUCCAAAACCUAACAGACGCCAACGUCCAACUGAAGAAUAAGGUGGAGGAGGUGGAGCGCAAGUGCAAGUCCCAGCAGCAUCAGCUUUUUGAGCUGAAGCAGGAACUGACCAACAGCACAGCUGAACUGAAGCUUAAACUAGCACAGGCAGAAGACCGCUUGGAAAUUGAGAAGCGAAGGUUCAAGCAAGGCCUGGAAGACAUGGAUCAUCUUCGACAAAGAGAGGUUGAACAUGUUCAUCGGCAUUUAGAGGACAGCGAGAAAGCCCUACAGGAACGUAUCUUCAAACUGGAAGGACAACGAAUUCAACUCGAGGAGGACUUGAGCAAGGCUAAAGCAGCACUUGUGGCAGAGAGAUCCCAGGCAGAGGAGCAACUGAGUAAAGCGUGUGCCCAAGCACGCCAGGAAGAGCACGAACAUGUGCUAUCAUUGGAGGAGAAGCUUCGCUCGGUGCGUUCCUCCUUGCAGGAGGUCCAGCUGCACUUUUCCCAACAGAAACAGAUGAUCUCUGAGCAGCAGGCCAAGAACUCUCAAUUGACCAUCGAGACAGACGGCCUGCGUCGUAGAAUAGAGGAGCUCCGGCAGGAAUUGUCCGGGAAGGACCAGGAGAAGGUGGCCGAGGUGAGUCGGGUGAGGUUGGAGCUCCAGGAGCAGAUUGGCCACUUGGAGGCUGAGAGGAUUGCGCAAGGAGGACUGAAAGAGAAGAUCAGUGCCCUCGAGAGAGAGAUUAAAGUACUGAGCAGCAAUCACCGAGAGGCGCUGCUCGACAAAGACGGCGAGAUGUCGUCUCUGCUGGAGAAGCUCCGACUGAAAGAGGCAGAGAUCAAGAGGAUGAGGGACGAUGAAGCCCAAAGAGCGACCUAUCUACAGAAUGCCAUCCUCACCUAUGUUCAAGGCUCCCCUCUGGCGCACUACGGCAGCCCGAAGAAAUGAAACCCCAAUUCUUAGCCCUUACCGACAGAGAGUAUUGAAGUGUUCUUGACGCCGCAAAGCGGCGCUAAUUCCAACUGUGCUUUUUUUUGUCUUCCUUCAGAUCGACUACUUUUGUACUAUUUGUACACAUUGUGCUUGUUUGUCUUUUCUGAAAAUCACGAGACGUUGGCGUGCUACGUCCUAUGAAUGCAUCUGUUGUCAGGGUGUGACUCCCUUUUCACGAGUCUGGAAGGAUAAUAGAAUUAUUUGAGAAAGAUGAACAUGUUCAUGGCACACUGUCAAAUAUGAGGAACACAAUUUCUAGUUGUUUUUUUUUUUUUUUAUAUAUAUAUAUAUAUAUAUAAACUGUUUUCUAUAUUUUUGCUGUUUUUAAACUCUUAUACCACUUUCGUUGAGACUAAUUUAGCCUUUUAAUUGUGUCUGUCAAAUCAGAAGGCAGUUCACACACGCAGCUGCAAAUAAAGGCCGGAUGCACGUGA
Molecule: messenger RNA, 2741 nt
Organism: Phyllopteryx taeniolatus (common seadragon)
Lineage: Eukaryota; Metazoa; Chordata; Actinopteri; Syngnathiformes; Syngnathidae
Gene: lrrc45
Product: leucine rich repeat containing 45
Exons: 18
Coding region: 238-2262 (674 amino acids)
Cellular component (GO): centrosome
Molecular function (GO): protein binding
Source: RefSeq, a predicted model, not a curated record